UUUUUUAAUUUGUUUCCCUUCUAUAACUGUCAAACUCUAUGUGCAUAGUCCUUUAAUAAUAUUGCUGAUUUUAUUCCUUGCGGUUUUCUUAUUGCUAUUUUAUUACAUUAAUAGUUGUUUUGUUUUAGUAUCUAACAAUUCUUAACGAAAAAUAUGAUGUCACAAAGUACAAUUUACUUAGACACAGAAUUACGAAAAAUAAGACCAGCAGAAUUAUAUAUACUUUCACAAAUAUUAAAUAUAUCAGAUUCAUGGAAAAAAUUAAUGGCAAUUAUACCAAAAGAUGACAUGUCUAAUCUUCCAAAAUUUAAUUCUGAACAUUUUAGUAUGAUUGAACAAGCUGCAAAUCAUCAAAGAAGUGCAGCAGAAAUAUUUUUAUCAGAAUGGGGCACAAUGGGUAAAAAAAGACCAACAUUAAGUGUUUUAUUGAAUUUUUUAAUAAAAGCAGAAUUAUUUAGAGCAGCUGAUUAUGUAGCUAAAGAUUUAUUAAAUGUAAAAGUUCCUGAACGACCAAAAUAUGGACCAGCAACACCUAUAGAUAUUUCGGAAGAAAUGAAAUUAUUAGAAGAAAAAGAGAAACUUGAAAAUCUUAAUUUCAAUGAAUCUUUGAUAUUUAAAUUACCUUCUCAAGAUGUUAAUAAUAAAACAAUUAAUUCUAAAGCAAUGAAUGACAGUUCUUUGGAAAGAAAUAUACAAUUAACAAAAUUGAUUUCUUCAAAAGAAAAAUAUAAUGAUGAACAGUUAAAAAAUAAAAAAACAUUAAAUACACAAAUGUUUGAUUUAAUGAAAUUUAGUCUUGAACAAAAUAAAGAGGAAUGUAAAAAGCAAGAACAAAUAUUUAAACAAAAAGAAAUGUUGUCUCAUGAGCUACCUGUGUUUUUAAAUGAAUUUAAACAAACUAUAGAACAAACGAAAUUAUAUCAAGAAGUAUUAUCAGAGGAACUUCCAAUUUUUGUGAAGAAUAGUACAAUUGCAUUAAAUCAAAAUUUAUCAAAUUACCAUAUAGAUAAUUCGAUGAAUUUAUCCAAUCUGAAUAUUAAUAAAAAUGAAAUAAUUACCACUGAAUUACCUCAAUGUGUUGUUGAAUUUCGUGUAAAUAAUGAAUUUAAUUCAAAUAAUAAGAACAAUUGAGUUUGCAAAAAUUACAAUUAUAUUCUAUUGAAUAAUAU
Molecule: messenger RNA, 1169 nt
Organism: Apis florea (little honeybee)
Lineage: Eukaryota; Metazoa; Arthropoda; Insecta; Hymenoptera; Apidae
Gene: tub
Product: interleukin 1 receptor associated kinase 4 tube
Source: RefSeq, a predicted model, not a curated record